ACUCUCCAACAAAGCAUUCGCUAGUGCGCGUUUCAGCCAGCGACUUCGGAUCCAUUCAUCCUACUGCCUUAUAGACUGCCCUUUCUAGAUUACCCUGUACGAGAGGUUAUCUCGUAACUACCCGCCACAAUGUCGACCACAGUGGAAAAGAUCAAGCAAGUCGAGGAGGAGAUGGCCCGGACUCAGAAGAACAAGAACACUUCGUAUCACUUGGGACAGUUGAAGGCCAAGCUCGCCAAACUGAAGCGUGAACUUUUGACACCGUCGGGAGGAGGUGGUGGCGGCAGCGGCGCCGGCUUCGAUGUUGCUCGUACCGGUGUAGCUAGUGUUGGUUUCAUCGGUUUCCCGUCCGUCGGAAAGAGUACAUUGAUGAGCAGGUUAACGGGCCAACAUUCCGAAGCGGCGGCGUACGAGUUUACGACGUUGACCACCGUUCCGGGACAAGUACUAUACAACGGCGCGAAGAUUCAAAUUCUUGAUCUUCCCGGUAUCAUUCAAGGUGCCAAAGAUGGUAAAGGUCGUGGGCGGCAGGUUAUUGCUGUCGCCAAGACAUGCCAUCUCAUUUUCAUUGUUCUCGACGUUAAUAAGCCUCUGGUCGACAAGAAGGUGAUUGAAAAUGAAUUGGAGGGAUUCGGAAUCAGAAUCAACAAGCAGCCCCCCAACAUUAUGUUCAAGAAGAAGGACAAGGGUGGUAUAUCGAUUACGAGCACUGUGCCUCUCACUCAUAUUGAUAACGAUGAAAUCAAAGCCGUCAUGAGCGAAUACAAGAUUUCCUCUGCGGAUAUCUCGAUUCGGUGCGACGCGACAAUUGAUGACCUCAUCGACGUGCUGGAGGCCAAAAGUCGCGCAUAUAUUCCCGUUGUCUACGCUCUUAACAAAAUCGAUGCCAUCACUAUCGAGGAACUCGACCUGCUGUACCGUAUUCCCAACGCCGUCCCUAUCAGUUCAGAGCACGGCUGGAAUAUCGACGAGCUCUUGGAAAUGAUGUGGGAGAAGCUCAACCUCCGACGAAUCUACACGAAACCGAAGGGCAAGGCCCCUGACUAUACUGCUCCUGUUGUGCUCAGGGCCAAUGCCUGCACCGUCGAGGACUUUUGUAACGCGAUCCACCGAACGAUCAAGGAUCAGUUCAAGCAAGCUAUUGUCUAUGGUCGGUCCGUCAAACAUCAACCACAGCGUGUCGGUCUCACCCACGAGCUGGCUGAUGAAGAUAUUGGUUCGCGACCCUUUUGCGAGGCUUAUGGGACUAUUGGGCUGACGGUGUAA
Aspergillus nidulans FGSC A4 is the source of this 1266-nucleotide messenger RNA. Its product is annotated as GTP-binding protein RBG1. Gene Ontology annotation, cellular component: peroxisome. Bases 130 to 1266 code for a protein of 378 amino acids. The transcript is spliced from 9 exons. Gene Ontology annotation, molecular function: GTP binding; GTPase activity; magnesium ion binding. The record is from RefSeq and is a predicted model, not a curated record. Gene Ontology annotation, biological process: cellular response to amino acid starvation; cytoplasmic translation. NCBI's taxonomy places the organism in Eukaryota, Fungi, Ascomycota, Eurotiomycetes, Eurotiales, Aspergillaceae.